Messenger RNA from Bicyclus anynana (squinting bush brown), 3149 nucleotides. RefSeq lists its product as uncharacterized. Gene Ontology annotation, molecular function: nucleic acid binding. The record is from RefSeq and is a predicted model, not a curated record. The coding region runs from base 786 to 2834 and encodes 682 amino acids. Lineage: Eukaryota; Metazoa; Arthropoda; Insecta; Lepidoptera; Nymphalidae. Gene Ontology annotation, biological process: DNA integration. The transcript has a single exon.
AUUCAAGACUCACUUUUUAAUAUUUUAAUUAGAUUCCGUCAGUAUCGUUAUGUAUUAUCAGCCGAUAUUGAAAAGAUGUACAGACAGAUUUUAGUGCAUGAGUCUGAUCAAAAUUUGCAGCUUAUACUAUGGCGUGAUUCGGAAGAUAAACCUUUACAAACUCUCAGGCUUAAAACGGUUACUUACGGUUUCGCUAGUGCAAGUUUUCUUGCAACGCGCUGCCUCUGGCAAGUCGGGGAAGAGUGUGAUGACCUUGUCACGAAAAACAUUAUACAAACCGACUUUUAUGUCGACGAUCUAUUGACAGGUCAUGAUAACAAGGACGAUCUUCGCCAUAUCCAGCAGUCUGUUUCCGAAACCUAGCUAAGGCAGGCUUUAACUUGCGCAAGUACCGAUCUAAUCUACCAUCUUUACUAUCGUCAGAGACAAUUCAAUCUAACGGUAAUCUCGUAAUUAGUGAAACUACUAAUACCCUAGGUCUAAGCUGGGACCCUAAUCAGGAUAUUUUGAAAUUUCCCUUAAAUAUAAAUAUUCCCGUAUCAGUCACCAAGCGUACUAUUCUUUCUUCCACUUUCAAGCUAUUUGACCCUUUGGGCCUCCUAUCUUUGUGCACUAUCGUUCCCAAAAUUUUGAUUCAAACCCUAUGGUCUCUAAAACUUGACUGGGAUGAUCCAGCCCCCAAAGAAGUGGUCAAAUCAUGGAAGACUUUCACAGAUGGUCUUCAAUCUAUUUCUUCUUUGGCUAUUCCUAGGCUGACUUUAAUUUCAAACCCAAUUAGUAUCGAAAUGCAUUGUUUCUGCGAUGCUUCCCAACGCGCCUAUGGUGCCUGCAUCUACCUUCGAUCUAUGGAUCAACAGGGACAGGUACGUGUAAACUUGCUUUGCGCUAAAUCACGCGUUGCUCCCGCUUCCUCACCUACAACAAUUCCUCGUCUCGAACUUUCGGGCGCUCUACUCGCUGCCGAAAUGAGUUCGACCGUAAUACAAGCUUUACGUUGUAAAAUAGCACGUAUUGUGUAUUGGACCGACUCAAGUAUUGUAUUAGCUUGGUUACGAGUUGGCUCUAAAAACCUUAAAACCUUUGUGGCUAAUAGAGUCGCCACUAUCCGAGAGCUAACUGAGACUACUUCAUGGCAUCACGUUUCCACAAGUCACAAUCCAGCUGAUUUAGUAUCCCGCGGCGUUGAUCCAAAGGAGGUUGCGAAUUGCGAUCUGUGGUGGCAUGGACCCGCCUUUCUAUCUUUGUCGGAGUCCCAGUGGCCUCUAUCUCAGUUUCAGCCUAAUAUUAAGACGAGCGACUUGCCAGAGGUUAAAGCUCAUGUUGCAGAAACAACUGAUGCAGAAAUCUCCAGUUUUAAUAUUGAACGAUAUUCUAAAUUAAAAACACUACAAUACAUAUUCGGUUACGUUAAUAGAUUUUUACACAACUGUCAAAACACAAAAAAUAAACUUAGCGGAUCCUUAUCAGCUUCUGAGCUUACUAAUGCGUUGAAUAAAUUAAUAUACAUUUCCCAAUUAGAAUCAUUUCCUAAAGAAUAUGACGCAUUAAUAAAGAAAAGGUCUUUAAAUCCGAAAUCAAAUAUUGUUUCUCUUAAUCCUUUUAUUCACGAAGGAAUAAUUAGAGUAGGCGGACGCAUACAAGCCUCAGACUACGCCUUCGAUAUGAAACAUCCCAUGUUGUUAAGUGUUAAGCAUCAUUUAACGAAACUUUUAUUUGAACAGGAACAUCUCAAACUGAUGCAUGCUGGUCCACAGGCUCUGCUAGCAUCUAUCAGAACUCGCUUCUGGCCUAUUAAUGGCAGAAACCUAGCGCGACGUACCGUCUUAAAUUGCAUCGUUUGUAGGCGUUUCCAAGGGCGAUCAAGUAAAAAUAUCAUGGGCAACUUACCUUCGGAUAGACUAACGCCAGAUUUUCCUUUCCUUGUCGUAGGCUGCGACUUCGCUGGGCCAUAUAUGAUCACGGAUCGCAAGGGUCGUGGUUGCAAAAUUACCAAAUGCUACUUGUGCGUUUUUAUUUGUUUUAAGUAUAAAUGCGUACAUUUAGAGGUUGUUUCAGAACUAAGUAAAAAUGCCUUCAUCCAAACGCUAAAUAGAUUAAUAGCACGCAGAGGUCGUCCAAAGGUCAUUCACAGUGACAACGCCACAAAUUUUACGUCAGCUGCAAAGGAAAUCCAGCAAUUCUUUAGCUCGAAUAAUAAAGCGAUCAAAGAUUUUGCCGCCAACGAAGGCAUCGAUUUUUGCUUCUCUCCACCAUACGCACCUCACUUCAACGGUCUGAUGGAAGCCGGCGUCAAGUCCGCAAAAUUCCACUUAAAUAGGAUAUUAGGAAACAACCACCUGACUUUUGAGGAACUAACGUCCUUAUUUACGCAAAUAGAGGCAAUCCUGAAUAGCCGUCCUCUUUAUCCCUUAAGCUCUUCACCUCACGAUUACUAUCCCCUCACUCCAGGCCAUUUUUUAAUUGGUAGACCCUUAACUUCACUGCCUUCUCCUAAUCUUGAACACGCUAAUUUCAAUCGUCUCGACAGAUUCCAGCGAGUAGAACAAAUGCGACAAAAUUUCUGGAAACGCUGGAGCUUGGAGUACAUCUCUGAAUUACAAGCAAGAGCAAAAUGGCGCGGAAAGUCUAUCGAGCUUCAGGUGGACGACUUGGUUGUGCUCAAAGAGGAAAACCUACCACCCCUCUACUGGCGCUUGGGGCGCAUAGAGCGACUUUAUCCUGGAGACGACGGGGUGCCACGAGUUGCAGACGUCAGAACUUCAAAGGGAAUCGUGCGCCGCGCAUUAAACCGAAUUUGCGUGUUGCGCCACAAUCUCUCUUCUGAGAAGCUUUAGCUUCUGACGCAGCUUCCCAGGGCCGGGUGUAUGUUCGCGCGCUUAAUUCAUAUUCGCGAACUGGUGUACGGAGAGGACACAAGAGGGCGCUGUAACUCCCAACACGUCAGAUAGAAUACACGUCGACUUUCAACGCGAAAAAACGCGAACAAAGAAAACGAACAAUCUUUACAACGUGUACACCUUAAAACAUUUAUGAAGAAUUAGUAAAUUAGUAAAAGUAUUAUAUUUAUUGUCAUAUUUAAUGUUACGAAUUUGUGGAAAACAAAAUAAACCAGUUCAAGAAAAAUAGUAUAGUAUUUUCUUAUGUGCGAA